This is a messenger RNA of Parascedosporium putredinis, 438 nucleotides long. The record is from the annotation of a GenBank genome assembly. NCBI's taxonomy places the organism in Eukaryota, Fungi, Ascomycota, Sordariomycetes, Microascales, Microascaceae.
AUGGGACGAUGCGAUGUUGACAACGAUGAGUUUGAGAGCGAUCUCGAGAGCUCAGUGGAAGCGGAAGAGGCGGAAGUACCAGCCGCGCCUAGCACACCCAAGCGCGCAAGGUUGGCGCCAGAAGUGAUGCCCCUCGGUCUCGAGAGGACCGAUUACCAUGACCUCCACUGCGCACAAGCCGAACUUGGUGAGGGCCUUGGUAUAAGUCAAAGCCAUGGGGGCGUCGAUGAGUGGACCACAGAAGACGACAGGAUUCUGGUUGAGCUUGUGCUUGAAAAGUUGAAGCUGAGCAAGUCCGACUGGCAAGACUGUGCUCGGAGUCUGGGGAAGGAUCGCAACAGCGUUGGACGCCGUUGGAGGAGCUUGAUGAUCAACGGCGACGUUGGCCUCAAGACUAGGAGUAGCCGGCGUGCGAAGCUUCACUCUACCUGGAGGUAA